Molecule: messenger RNA, 2947 nt
Organism: Fundulus heteroclitus (mummichog)
Lineage: Eukaryota; Metazoa; Chordata; Actinopteri; Cyprinodontiformes; Fundulidae
Product: G-protein coupled receptor 61
Exons: 2
Coding region: 500-1909 (469 amino acids)
Biological process (GO): G protein-coupled receptor signaling pathway
Cellular component (GO): endosome; plasma membrane; signaling receptor complex
Molecular function (GO): G protein-coupled receptor activity
Source: RefSeq, a predicted model, not a curated record
GAGAGAGAGAGAGAGAGGGGGUGAGCUGGUGUCUUCUCCGCCAGCAUUUGCAUCAGCUGCCUUUCAGAGGAAGAAUCCCCCGUGCAGUCAUCCAGGGAGCAGGAGGUUCAAGGCAGAUGAAGGAAUGGGAAAAGAGGCUGCUUUGCACCGUGGGAAGUGCCUCGGCGGCGUUCACAAGGUACAGUGAUUGAUUUCCAGUAUGAAGCUCAGCAGUGGGAGCAAAAUCAUUUCCAUCUUCAAAGACAGAAGCAGCAGCAGCAGCAGCAGCAGACGGCUGCAUCGGGGAAAUAUUCGGGUUCAGUGAUAUGCUAGCGCUGGAUGUGACUGAAGGUGGGAAAGAAGAUUUUCUGAACCUUCUGACAAUCCCAGCAUCGUCGUCUGGACCUGAACAUUCGGCCUACUUUUCAAACCUCCUGUUUCCCGACCGCACUCCCUGGCUUUGAAGGAUGGGUGAUGGGCCUGUGACUGACCCCGCCCACCUACCCCGUCUUACCCUUCGAUGGAGCCGACAUGGAACUCCUCCCACACGCCUCCGCAGCCCACUUCCAACGUGUCCGCCUCCUCGCUGCCCGAAGGCUGGGCUCUGUCCCAGGCUCUAGCCCUGCUGGCGAUGCUGCUCAUGGAUCUGCUGGCCGUGGUGGGCAACGUGGCUGUCAUGGCGGUGAUCGCCAAGGCCCCGCAGCUCCACAAGUUUGCCUUCGUCUUCCACCUGUGCGUGGUGGACCUCCUGGCGGCCCUGGUGCUGAUGCCGCUCGGCAUGCUCUCCAGCCGGGCCUUCUUCGGCGAGGCCCUGUGCCGGAGCUACGUCUUUCUCAGCGUGUGCCUGGUCAGUGCCGCCAUUCUCUCCAUCUCCGUCAUCAACGUGGAGCGCUACUACUACAUCAUCCACCCCAUGCGCUAUGAGGUGAAGAUGACUGUCGGUCUGGUGGCGUCGGUGCUGGUGGGGAUAUGGGUCAAAGCCCUGGCCAUGUCCGCUCUGCCGCUGCUCGCCUGGCUCCUGCAGGGCGGAAGAACUCCUCUUCUGGAGAGCGGUGGGGUCGGGGGAGGAGGCGGAGGAGCUAUCCCUCCUCCCCCGACGGCUCAGGGUCACAGGCGCUGCUCCCUGCACUGGACUGGGGGAGGGUCCAACCGCUUGGCCUUCAUGGUCCUGUUCACGCUGGUGUACUUCCUCUGUCCGCUGUUGGUCAUUCUGGUCGUCUACUGCAACAUGUUCAAAGUGGCCCGGGUGGCCGCCAUGCACCACGGCCCGCUCCCCACCUGGAUGGACACGCCGCGGCGGCAGCGCUCAGAGUCGCUCAGCAGCAGAUCCACCAUGGUCACCAGCUCUGGGACGGGGACCGGCACCGACAGAGCCACCCCGCAUCGACCCUUCGGGGGAGGAAAGGCGGCGGCCGUGCUGGCGGCUGUAGGCGGGCAGUUCCUCUGCUGCUGGCUGCCCUACUUCACUUUCCACCUGUACUCAGCCCUGGCCGCCAGCCCACCGGCUGCGCUGGCCUCUCUGGAGGAGGUGGUGACCUGGAUCGGCUACUUCUGCUUCACCUCCAACCCCUUCUUCUACGGCUGCCUGAACAGGCAGAUCCGCGAGGAGCUCGGCAAGCAUCUGCCCUGCCUGUUUCGCAGAGCCGGCCUCGAGAUGGAGGACAGACUGCCGAGCCGUGACGGGUCCAUAGAGGAGAAUUUCCUUCAGUUCCUUCAGGGCACCGCCUGCAACCUGGACCCUCAAAACUCUCGCAGCACUUCUAGCCCCAAGGUGGGAGAGGCCUGCUGUCCCGUUGCUCAGUGCCAGCCGACCGAAAUAGCACAACCCAUUCCCAUUGAUUUCCGCAUCCCUGGACAGAUUGCCGAGGAGACGUCGGAGUUUAUUGAGAUUGAACAGGCGAAAAACAACCACAUAUAUACAGACAAUUAGUUCACCUGUUGUUGUCGCUCAAGCCGCCAGCAGAGAUGUAAAGGGGUUUCAGGAAAUUCUCCCUUUUGUUGUCCCUAGGCUCAACCCGUCAGGUUUUCAUCACAUGUUUCAGCUUACGGCGACAAACUCAAAAGUGUCAAAGAAUGAAUGCCAACUGAACCUUUUCACAUUCUCUCGUGAUACAGCUGCAAAAUGUGUGCAUUAUUUAUCUCCGUGGCCGCACAAAGACGUUUGUGAGGCAGCGGGAAAGGGAUUUAUGAUUUUCAAAAGGUUUUACAAAUAAAAAAUCUGACAUGUUAAGUGUAUGUAUAAAUAUAUAUAUAUAUAUAUAUGUCCCUUUAAUCUCUUUCUUUACCACCCCAAUAAAAUCCAGCACAACCUAUUGCCUUCAGACAUCACGUAAUUCAACCUAAAUAAAUAGAGUCCCGCGGUGUAUAAUUUUACCUUUGUACCAAUCCAGCUUUUCUGGGAAGGCCAGUUAGAGAACAAACAGCAUCAUUCCCAUGUUAAACAACAUCUAAUGAAGAACCGGCUCAGUCAAUCACCCAGAAAUGGAAAGAGUAUGAGCAGCAGUAAAAAAAAUAAACUAACAAGAGAUGGCUGUCCACCUAAACCAGGAGUCAGCAAACCUCGUCCAUCUCAACAAAAUGUGUUUACUGCUCCAAAAGUAUCAUUGCUCCAUCCAAUAAAUAGCUUGUUUUUAUAAUGCAUACUAUAGAAAUUUUGUUCAGAACCAUAAAUUAAAUCACAACAAAUUGUCUUCAAUAGAACAUUCAAAGGGGAAAUAUGGAAUGGAAAAGCUGCUUAUGCUAGCAUUUUUGUAAUAAUCAGAUGUGGCUCUGGAGCCGCAGGUUGCAGACGCCUCUAAACUAACAGGUCAAGCAAAUCUACACAAGCAGCCAAGAGGAACAUGUAACUCUGGAGGAGGUGCAGCAACCCACAGCUCAGGUGGGACAAUCUGUCGACACGACAGCUCUUAGUUGCACACUUAACACGUUGCACUUGACCUUCAUGGUGAAGAUGAAAAGUAAAAAAAAA